GCGUCACACGCCUGAGACAUCAGCCAGAGACGUCAUCACUGCGUGCCACACAGCACGGGUUUAGUAAAUGUGUUGAGCUAAUGGCGAGUUUUUUGUAGAUUUUUGUGCUCAUCUCGCGCAGAAAAUGUCGGUAUUUCACGACGAAGUAGAGAUCGAAGACUUUGAAUAUGACGAGGAGACGGAGACGUAUUAUUUCCCCUGUCCGUGCGGAGACAAAUUCGCCAUAAGUAAAGAGGAUCUGGAGAACGGGGAGGACGUGGCCACGUGUCCCAGCUGCUCUCUCAUCGUUAAAGUCAUCUAUGAUCAGGAGUUGUUCAUGUCGGGAGAAAUCAUCGAAGCGCCGUCGUCCACGGAAACCAAACGGGAGCUGGUUCAGUCCUCGUGACCCCUCCCCCCCCACCCCAAAUCAUCAUCAUGUGUAAAACAACGUACUGUACCUUUAAAUCCACUUUAUUUAUGCAGAGAGGCAGACGGCUUCAUGUUUUAUGGAUCAAUCUUCAGUGUGGACAU
Sander lucioperca (pikeperch) is the source of this 510-nucleotide messenger RNA. RefSeq names its product diphthamide biosynthesis 3 (gene dph3). Gene Ontology annotation, molecular function: metal ion binding. Lineage: Eukaryota; Metazoa; Chordata; Actinopteri; Perciformes; Percidae. The transcript has 3 exons. The record is from RefSeq and is a predicted model, not a curated record. Bases 125 to 385 code for a protein of 86 amino acids. Gene Ontology annotation, biological process: protein histidyl modification to diphthamide.